Molecule: messenger RNA, 911 nt
Organism: Puntigrus tetrazona (Sumatra barb)
Lineage: Eukaryota; Metazoa; Chordata; Actinopteri; Cypriniformes; Cyprinidae
Product: nestin-like
Exons: 3
Coding region: 120-911 (263 amino acids)
Source: RefSeq, a predicted model, not a curated record
UCUGAUUGGCUUUCAGCGGAACGGCUGCGUGGCGGCUUCAGCAGCUGACGAGAGAAACUCCUCAAACUCCUCGAGCAGAAUGACUUCCGCUUUCCUCUAGAGCCCCGUCUUCACGAGUCAUGCAGCGGCAGAAGAGCGCGAGCAAGCCGCAGGACGGGGAGAAGCGGCGGCGGCGGCGGAGCGAGGACGAGGGGCGUUCGGUGGCGUUCAGCCCCGACGCGAGGCUCUGCGUCAGUCUGCUGUGUCUCUCGCUGUGUCUCUUCAUCACAUGGCUGCACGUCCAGCAGAGCGCGACGCUCGCGGAGAUCUCCCAGAAGUACGAGCGCCUGCGCGGGCUGGAGGAGACGCUCUCCGCGGUGUCUCUGGAGCUGCAGGCCUCCUCGUCCUCCGUCAGCUCCGCGCUCCAGUCCUGGGCGGCGCUGCGGGCGGAGCAGGAGGCGUCCGAGCUCCUCCUGCGGUCCCUGGCGGAGCGCGCACGGAGCCUGACGGAGGCGCAGCGGAGCCCUGAGCCGGAGGAGCUGCGAGGCGCCGCGGGCCGCCACGGAGCGUGGGCGCAGCAGCUGAACGACGCCGGCAGGCGCCUCCAGGCGCUGAGCCGCUGCAGGAGGUGCAGGACGGGACGGCGCGAACGGCCGGGCGCUGGAGCGCAGCGAGAGGAGGACGCCCGGCGGCUGAGCGACCGGCUGGACUGGAGCGACGACGCCGUCUCCAAGCUCCCGCGGCAGCUGCGCGCCUGGAGGAGCGGGUCUGGAGCUCGCGGGCGCCUGGACAGCCGCGCUCCUGUCCGCGACACACCCUCGCCGCCGAGGACGCCGCCCGCUCCGUGCUCCGGCUCGGCGCGCGGCUCAGCGCCACCUACGGCCGGCUGGAGGAGCUGCAGGAGCGGGUGCGGAGCGCCGAGGAACACGUGA